Empidonax traillii (willow flycatcher) is the source of this 2077-nucleotide messenger RNA. It is a transcript of the gene PYROXD1, whose product is annotated as pyridine nucleotide-disulphide oxidoreductase domain 1. The transcript has 12 exons. The record is from RefSeq and is a predicted model, not a curated record. The coding region runs from base 483 to 1865 and encodes 460 amino acids. NCBI's taxonomy places the organism in Eukaryota, Metazoa, Chordata, Aves, Passeriformes, Tyrannidae. Gene Ontology annotation, molecular function: oxidoreductase activity; flavin adenine dinucleotide binding.
GUCUGCGCUCAUUUAGAGACAUAAAUCCACCUCUCAUACUCGCCUUGCGCGCUCUCAUAGAAACAUUUCGCUAGAGUUACAUAGUGACUGCAUAAGCAUUCUUGUUUAUGCAGUUGUUCCAUAUUCUGGCCUACCUUCCACCCUCAUUUCUUACAAAUAUUUUGCCCCAGUUGAAAAAAAGCCAAAAGCCAAACCUAGUCCCGGGGCUGCAAUGUUGUAAUAUAAUCCUAUCUAUCUGUCCAGAAGUACUCCUCAAGAGGUUCAAACUGUGCUGCAAACAACCUGAUAGGGUUAUUUUGAAGCAGCUUAUUGCUCCAUAAAAAGAAGGCUAAAACUUCAUAGGUGCAGAAAGCUGGCGUUCUGUUUGCUGGCCCAGAGCUCAGGGAGGUGUAGGAGCCCCGCAGGAUUUAUUCCAUAUAGCCAUAAAGGACUCUGCUGCAGCCAAGCUGGCCACGGAAUUCCCAUCAGAAGACAUUUUUUUAAUGACAGCUUCCCCAGUUAUAAAAGCUGUAACCAAUUUCAAACAGGUGUCCAAAACACUCGAGGAAUUUGAUGUAGAAGAGCAACCAAGUUCCAUAUUAGAAAAACGAUACCCCAAUAUUAAAGUUAUACAGUCUGGAGUAAAACAAUUGAAAAGUGAUGAACACAAAAUUUUCACUGAAGAUGGGAAGGAAUACGUAUAUGAAAAGCUUUGCUUGUGUGCUGGAGCAAAACCAAAAUUAAUUUUUGAAGGAAACCCAUAUGUAUUAGGAAUCCGGGAUACUGACAGUGCACAGGCUUUUCAGAAGAAUUUGGCUCAAGCUGAGAGAAUAGUAGUGGUAGGAAAUGGUGGGAUUGCCCUUGAAUUAGUGUAUGAAAUUCAAGGCUGUGAAGUCAUCUGGGCUAUCAAAGACAAAGCCAUUGGGAACACUUUUUUUGAUGCAGGAGCAGCUGAAUUUCUCAUUCCAAAGCUGACUGCUGAGAAACAAGAGACUCCAAUCGAGUGCAAAAGAACCAAGUACACAGUGGAAGGAAGCCAGGAAAAAGAAAGACCUGCAGCAGCAUCUGACAAACUGGGCAGUGCCUUAGGACCCGACUGGCAUGAGGGCUUACAUCUUAAAGGGACUAAAGAGUUUUCUCAUAAAGUACAUAUUGAAAUACUAUGUGAAGUGAAGAACAUACUCUUACAGCAAGAAUUUAUACAACUGCAGAGGACUUCUUUGACUUUUCCUAAAGAAGAGAAAAAUGUAGAACCAGAUCAGGUGCUAUGGCCUGUAUAUGUGGAAUUAACUAAUGGAAAAAUUUACGGGUGCGAUUUCAUUGUCAGUGCAACUGGAGUGGUGCCAAAUGUUAAACCUUUCCUUGAUGGCAAUAAUUUUGCUGUAGGUGAAGAUGGAGGACUCAAAGUAGAUGAACACAUGCACACAUCGGUGCCAGAUGUGUACGCAGCUGGAGACAUCUGCACGGCGGCCUGGGAGCCGAGUCCUGUGUGGCACCAGAUGAGACUGUGGACUCAAGCUCGGCAGAUGGGAUGGUACGCGGCAAAAUGCAUGGCAGCAGAUGCUUUGGGGGAAUCUAUUGAUAUGGAUUUCAGCUUUGAACUAUUUGCUCAUGUUACAAAGUUCUUCAAUUACAAGGUGGUGGUUUUGGGGAAGUACAAUGCUCAGGGCUUGGGCUCAGACCACGAACUGAUGCUGAGAUGUACCAAGGGACAGGAGUACGUGAAGGUGGUGAUGCAGAACGGCCGAAUGGUGGGAGCUGUGCUCAUCGGUGAAACGGACUUGGAAGAAACCUUUGAAAACUUGAUUUUAAAUCAGAUGGAUCUUUCAGCCUAUGGGGAAGAUCUCCUGAAUCCAGAUAUCGAUAUAGAAGAUUAUUUUGAUUGAACACAACCCCUUUUCCAUUUUGUAUAGUUUUGAUACAAAGUAAAAUUGUUUUCUCGGGAUUACCAGAAAUGAGGGAUAAACGCAAUUCCCUAUUAAGAUUUUGUGUUUAUCUUGUCAAAAUACUGGCUGGCAGCCUAAUCUGUGUAGAAAUGCAGCAACAGAAGCAAGCGGGUUGGUGUUGGCAAACGCUUUUUGUCUAGAUGAACAUAUGA